This is a messenger RNA of Platichthys flesus (European flounder), 3732 nucleotides long. RefSeq names its product zinc finger protein Eos-like. The record is from RefSeq and is a predicted model, not a curated record. Bases 1077 to 2801 code for a protein of 574 amino acids. The transcript has 7 exons. Gene Ontology annotation, molecular function: RNA polymerase II cis-regulatory region sequence-specific DNA binding; DNA-binding transcription factor activity. Gene Ontology annotation, biological process: regulation of transcription by RNA polymerase II. NCBI's taxonomy places the organism in Eukaryota, Metazoa, Chordata, Actinopteri, Pleuronectiformes, Pleuronectidae.
AACCUUACAAUGUACAUUGGUGGUCGGCUGUAUCCGCCGCGCUGAGCUGUGAAGUCCACUCCGAGGCUCCUGGGAGAACAGGCUAGUUAGCUAGCUAGCUAACCAUUAGCUCGCUAGCCCCAGCACUCCGGGCGACGGUGGCUGCCAUAGCAACGGUUUAGGAAACAUUGGCUGUGGGAGCUAGCUAGCUUGGAUAGCUCAGGCUAACGGUGGUUUGUUAUGCUAGCGUCAAGCAAGCCGUCGUGGGGACACCAGUGUCCAUCUUAAUGUCAGACCCCGCAAGUCAGUGGCCUUUACCUCGCGUGAUCACCCAUAUUACUCUGCUGCAACGUUGUUCCGUUCUUCUUACUGAGCUGUCACGGUUACGUUCUAGCGUUGAGUUGAGCUAGCUUGGCUAACAUUCAUUCCCAUCACAUGCAUUGAGCUAACGUUAGCCGCCCAGGCCGAAUUGUAAACUUUACCUCCACACUACCAUUAUAUAAACGCUGUCAAUCUGCAUUAGGAACUGGAUUUCUGCCUCAAUGGUCUCGGAUGAGCCUAAUGUUAGCUCACCGCUAAAUGUUUUUCUCAGUGUUGUCAUGACUCAGUGUAAUUGUUACAGAGUCAAGCAGCUGAUCUGUAGCUGCUAAGGUUAAGGUAGGGUGCUAUAGUAGCUGCUAUUAAACUGUUUACAUUUCAUACUGUCAUCAUUAGCUAUAUAUCUGUAUCGAGUUUAUAUCGGUGCAGUAAAUAUUGGUUCUAAAUCCAACGCCUGACUUAAAUUGCACCGACAUGUUAACGAUAGAUUGCUAACAUUCAAGCUGGCCGUUUUCUGUGUGCGUUUUGGUCAUUGAAAGUUGUGUAUUUCCUAAGCAAUAUAAUUUGAAUAACCCUCAGGCACAUAGGGGAUUUUCAUUUGAUAACGGUUUGUCACAUUGGACUUCUAACUACAUGCUUAGCUGUUAUUCUAAAGGAGGUUGGGCUUCUUUGAUUAUGUUUCAGUGAAUCUGUGCACAAGUGAAUGUAUGCGAGAGAUAAUUCAGUUUGAUCUUUAACCUCUGACACAACUGUCAUUUCAGUAUUCUGCUUGAACUAGUAUGGAUGUUGAUGACUGCAAUGGCCGGACUUAUAUAUCAGCAGGUAGUGGAGACUCUUCAAUGGAGAGGGAGUUUUCUGGGGCCCUUGGAGGUCCAACAGUGAGCACCCCAAACAGCAAGGAGACCUCUCCUAGUCGCUCCCUCAGUGUCAACUCCAUUAAAGUGGAAUUGUACAGUGAUGAAGACCCAGGUCGCAGUACUGAAGAUGAGAGAGGAGAGAGGGUGGAAGAAGGAGGGUCAGAGCAGGGAUCUGAGGCUGUCGGAGGCUGCAGGGAGCUCACCAAUCUGGAAACCAUACCGUCGGGAGCCACCAGGCUGCCAAACGGAAAGCUCAAGUGUGACGUCUGUGGAAUGAUCUGCAUUGGGCCGAAUGUUCUCAUGGUGCACAAACGCAGCCAUACAGGUGAGCGACCAUUCCAGUGCAAUCAGUGUGGCGCCUCCUUCACCCAAAAGGGUAACCUACUCCGACACAUCAAGCUGCACUCAGGCGAGAAGCCCUUUAAAUGUCCCUUCUGCAGCUAUGCCUGUCGAAGAAGAGAUGCACUAACUGGCCACCUUCGCACUCAUGCAGUGUCCUCUCCAACCGUAGGGAAGCCGUAUAAGUGCAGUUAUUGUGGCCGUAGUUACAAACAGCAGAGCACCCUAGAGGAACAUCGAGAGCGUUGCCACAGCUACUUACAGAGUCUGGAGUCAAAGCAGCCAUCCAGUGCUCUGAAUCCAGGAGAGGAGAUGAGAGAGCUAGAGUUUAUACAGGACUCUCUUCUGCAACCCUCUGCAGACAAGAUGGCAUUUAUUGAUCGGCUCGCAAACAGCAUCACCAAACGCAAGAGAUCCACACCACAAAAAUUUGUAGGACAGAAGCACAUACGACUCAACCUUGGAGAUGCAGCUUAUGAGCUCAGUGCUGGUUUGGAUAAAGAUGGGGAGAUGCCUGCAGGAGAGCUUGAAGCUCCACACUUUACUGGUCUGGGAGGAGAGUACGCCGGCAUUGCAGGUAAUGGAGACGCUCUGAGGCCUUUAAACCUUCCCACCACUCACCCGUCAUGUCUGCCGGAACUCAGGGCGAUCCACGGCUCCUCUCACAUCCCUGUCGCUCUAGGUCCGAGGCUGGAUUGUACAGGGACGGGAACUGGGCGGGGGGCUGCAGGUGUGGGGGGAAGGGAGGCAGCAGAGGGUCACGAAGACCUGCCUGUCAGUCGAAGUCACGCGCCCUCGCCUAGCAACGGAUGCCAGGACUCUACAGACACAGAGAGUAUGACCGAUGAGCCAUGCAACAGUACUGCUCCAAUCCCAACCCUGCACAGUAACAAUGGCCAUCAUCUCCUCUACUCGAACAACCACAACCCAGUGCCUCCUCCCAUUGCACACCACAGGAGUCGGGACAGACACAGCCCCAGCCACGCCAAAGAAAGGGAGGCGGAAAGACAGGCUGGAGGCCACUCAGCCCCCCCGCCUCCUGCCCUCGCUCCGACUCCCAGCUCACCUACAGCGCCCUCCUCGACCUCCAGGGAGGCUUUUCGGGUGGUGGACAGCGAAGGGCGGGCUGUGCGCUAUUUCCGUUGCGAGCACUGCCGUGUGCUUUUCCUGGACCAUGUCAUGUUUACUAUCCAUAUGGGCUGCCACGGUUUUCGCCAGCCUUUCGAGUGCAACAUCUGUGGCCACCGCAGCCAGGACCGCUACGAAUUUUCUUCUCACAUCGUCCGCGGAGAACACAUCCUUGAAUGAGGAUGAAGGGUUAACGACUUGCUUCCCCCUAAAGCUAUUUUUACACUGAGACAAGGACCUGGCUGGGUUUGGUCUGCACACACGAUAAAGGCACUGAUGAUGUGAAGACGCACUGGUACAGUAAGUAUGUACCAGCAGGAGAGACUCCACAUGCAUGUUCUAAAUUACAAUAGUUACCCUUAUCAUUAUCAAUGCAUUUCAAACAUUAUCUAUUGAAAAUGCACUUUCAAUGACUUGUAUUCUAAAGUAGCUAAAGGGCCGAUGCACUUUUCUCACCCACAGAUGUGCCUUGCUCCAAACUUCGAACCUGUCGCACAAAUUCUAGUAGACAAAUAAGACUUUAUCCAUAACAUGAAAACUUAACCUUCUUGUGCACUUUAAGAGAAAUAUCAUGUAAGAAGACCAAUGUGAAGUUGAUGGGCUCACCUACAGAGGAAUCAGAUUUGAACACCUUGUUCUCAAAGCACUUUCAGUUAAAUGAGUCCCUAGCAAUUGUUAUUUAUCCUGGGUUUUUUUCCUCUUCAAUUUGGAGUAAAUCGUGUACUAUUAAUCGCUUUUUCAAAUGCAAACUCAAGUGCAGACCAAACUCAAACACCAGGUCCAAGCGAAUGGAUGUGUUUUGAGGAGUUGUCCAUGAUUUAGCAAUGCACUUUUGUUUUUGAUGGGGUUUUGUGUGUGUGUUUGUGUGUGUGUUUGGGUGUGUGUGUGUGUGUGUGUGUGUGUGUGAGUGACAGUGAGACAAAAAGGACCCCUGUGUGUUUUUUCGAAGUAAGUUGAACAAGUAAGUGAAUAAUGAAGGCCUUUAUUUGUGUGGAUGCCGACUGGGUCUGUGUAUGAAAUGUUUAGUUUCUUCUUUUCCAUGACUGCUUUUGUUGCACUGAUACCUGCCAGAAUAUUCUGAUCAUAUUAAACUAUUUUGUAGAAUAAAUUA